Messenger RNA from Hyphopichia burtonii NRRL Y-1933, 2529 nucleotides. RefSeq lists its product as uncharacterized. The record is from RefSeq and is a predicted model, not a curated record. NCBI's taxonomy places the organism in Eukaryota, Fungi, Ascomycota, Pichiomycetes, Serinales, Debaryomycetaceae. The transcript has a single exon. Bases 1 to 2529 code for a protein of 842 amino acids.
AUGUCUCAAGACGUUGCAGUACCAGCAGAAGCCUCGUGGUCUCUUAUCUUACUUUUCAGCAAAAUAUUCGAGAUAUGUUAUUAUAAAAAUCCUAAAACUUCGGGAUUUGUUUUAAUCGGGUUAAUUUUAUUAUUUUGCCUUUUUUACUUGACACUCUCGAACCUGGAUUCAUUGAUUAUGCAAGCAUUGACAUCUGAUUUUCAAAGUAUAUCAGUUUUAAAUGUAAACGGAGAUGGUCUAACAUUCCAUGUUAUUGGUUCGGUGUACUUGCAAUAUGAUAAUAUUCAAAACCUUUUUUAUAGGUAUUUUAUGAAACUAGGGGCUGUGAUAGUUGGAAGUAUAAGUGUUAUACCAAAUAAAUCAGUUAAGAUUUUUCUUACCCCAAAGGAUAUAUAUUCUCCACCCAUUCAUGUAUUAGACAUCUACCCUCCAGAAAUCAGUAUAAAUACAGUUGAUAAAAGUAUACUGGAAAUCGACUUUAUAAGUAAGGCCGAGCUAGCUGAAUUAGGAAUAGUAAAAUUUGCCAAUGACUUCAUAGAAUUGAGUCAUUUCAAAGAAAACAUCAACGUUCAAAUUCAAUCUAUCAUUGAUGCUAAAAUCAGUAGUAAAUUUUUCAAUUUUGAAACUAGCGAAUUGAACGUAUUCAUGGAUUAUCAAGUUAAUCCUAAUCAAAUAUUCCCGAAUAUAAAUGUGGAAGAUUUCAGUGUGACAACAAGUAGCUCUUCUGAAAACAAGUUGGAAGCAACUGCAGUAAAAAAUGAUGAGCUUAAGGUUGAUUCUAACAUUAAGGUUGAUGCACAAUUGCCUUUAAAUUUCUUUCUUAGUCCCAUUGAAUGGGACAUUUCACUACGUGACUGCAAUUCAGACUUUAUCAAGUGGGGGGAAUGGAAAACCAACGAGAUAAAUGUUGAUCCAUACCAGCCAGUGAGUUUUAAAUUAGAGAGUUUGAUCAAAGAAACACCUAGAGAAUUUUUGAUACAAUGUGAAGAUGGGAAGCUGGUCUUGAAUCAAUUAGCAUAUAAAAUCAUUAAUCAUGAGGAUUCCUUUAUAGAGUUUAAAAUCAAUGCCAGUGAAAACAAAAAUAAUCAGAAAAACUUACCGCCUUGGUUAUACUAUGUUUUACAAAAUGUUAGAUCGAGAUUCAAGUUUCCAUUGAAAGGGAUCAAGACUGGUUUCAACUUAGAAGAUCUCUUAUUAGAUUAUUUGAUUAAUGAUUUGAGCGUUGAUAUUCCAUAUAAGAGUCAAAAAGAACAGGUUGAAAGCCACAUUAAUGGGAACUUUACCUUACAGAUACAAUUGCCACCCAAUAGUUUCCAGGUUGAUAUAGGGCAGCCAAAGGUCCGGGCCCAUUUUAAUAUCAGGGAUGAAAAAGAGGUAUUAAUUUAUGGAGAGCUGAAUCAGGAGAGUGGAAUCGCAAUCUCCAAGAUUGAAAAUGAUCAACUUUAUGAAAACAUAUUCUUUGAUGUGGAACUAGGUAAUAUGGAGGUCGAUCAAUUAAAUCCAGCUAAGAUUGGUCAUUUAGUUAAUCAAAUUAUCAACGAUGCCCAAGUGGAAGAGCUAUUUAUUGAUGUAUUCAUUGAUGAAUUAGAAAUUGAUUUGCCGUUUUUACAAUCUACAUUCAAAGACUUGAAUUUCAGUAAUAUCAAAAUACCUUACAAGCAAACAUCAAAACAAGUUCACGAAAUGCGGUAUAUUGAUGGUAUACUCAGUGGAUUGAAUGUGAGCGUCAAUGAUAUACUAUACGAAAAGUCUACUGCUGAAGAGCUUACAUUCAAGAUGGAUGUUGAUAUCUACAACCCAACCAAUAUCACUUUGGAAAUUCCCAAGGAAACACUUAGCGUUGAUGUUAUUAGUAAUGGAACCCGGAUUGGAAGUGUUGGUUGUGCAGAUCUUUUCAUUUUGAAAAAAGAAUGGGUCAACAGCAUUCUUGAAAUCAGGCUCAAUCCCAAAGAUGAUUUGGAUAAAAUAUCAUUGGAAAGACUAGUCAGUGAAUUUAUUCUGGGGAUUAAAGAAAUUAAAAUCGGAGCUCAAGGAGGGAAAGUUAAGCAUAACAAACCCCUUGGCCAAUUGCUUAGUCAAUUAACUAUUGAAGACGUACAAAUACCCGACAUAUAUAUUGAACCACCUCAAUUGAAGGACCCUGAAAUUAGCGAAAUCUCAAAACACAAAUCCCCAUUUUUAAUCGAAAGCACCAUUCACAUUUUGAACUCAGAAGUUGAACUCACCAUCUACAACCCAAUUUCCAAUUCAGAUAUCCUCGUCCAUUUACAACAAGCAGAAGCUCAAUACAAGGGAGAAAUCUUGGGCCAUUUGGCCCAACUGCAAACCCUCAAAGUGAGUCCUGGAAUCUACAAGACCCCUCGGAUGCCCUUAAAAAUCAACAACGGAAUCGGAAUGGACAUUCUCCGGAAGGCCAUCAACGGCCAGUUGGAUGUCGAGGUCAUUGCCGUCUUUGAUAUCACCUUGGAUAACUACUCCAUGCAAUUAUUCUACGAGGGACUGGGACUUACUUCCAACAUUAAGUUAUAA